AUGUACGAUGGUAUCCUUCGAAUUGAAAAGCCGGACGUAGUGAACUUAGUUGGGUAUGCAGACGAGAUUGCAAUAGUAGUACACCAAGUGGCUAGGAAUUGCAAUGCUACUAUUGUAGCAGCUAAAUCGUGGUUGCAAUACAAUACAGUACAAUCUAGCCCCCAACUUACGUAUCUCGGUGUUACCCUAGAUAGUAGGUUGAGUUUCAAAACUCACCUAAAGCAAUCGGGAGAAAAAGGCGCACGUACUUGCAACACAUUAUCCCGGUUAAUGCCAGACAUAGGAGGCCCCAACGACACCGCUAGAGUUCUUUUAGCAUCAGUAUCCAAGUCGGUGAUGCUAUAUGCUACUCCUGUGUGGGCGCAUGCUACAACCAGAAAGUCGUAUUCACGCGUAACGAAAAGUGCACAUAGAUUGUCAAACUUACGCAUCUGCCGUGCUUACCAUACAGUAUCGGACGAAGCUGCGGGAGUAUUGGCUGGACGUAUGCCAAUAGACCUUGAAGCACUCUUGGCCACAGACAGUAUUUUCCUAUGUUCUCGUCUACGAAUGACUGAAACUGAGCAAUCUUUGUCAGAUUCUUAUCUAGAAAUAAGAGACAAAUACCUUAAUGAAUGGCAACAUAGGUGA
Messenger RNA from Teleopsis dalmanni, 630 nucleotides. RefSeq lists its product as uncharacterized. Bases 1 to 630 code for a protein of 209 amino acids. The transcript has a single exon. NCBI's taxonomy places the organism in Eukaryota, Metazoa, Arthropoda, Insecta, Diptera, Diopsidae. The record is from RefSeq and is a predicted model, not a curated record.